UGCGUGUGUGUUAAGGCUACCUUGUGUCACCUCUGAGGGACACUACACACAAAAAACUUCUUGGACGGCCGCCACCAUUCCUCGGUGCGGUCCGAAGUGAGGACUCCAACUGGGUCUGGGAGCUGGUUCCGGCCCGGCUGACUAGUUAGUCAACUGGUCCUCCUGAAGCGAGGUUUGUUGAAAAAUCAGAGAAGACCCCGGAAAUUGCCCUGUCCACGCCGACAGCGCGAGAAGGUCCGAGCCAUGUUCCGACUCCUCAGCCGUAACGGCCGGAAGAGGUCGAGCUGCCUGCUUGCCCAGCGGCGCUAUGAGCACCACAGGGCCGUCAUAGCCAUCCGGCGGGAGGACAUCAACCCGUGGGAGCGCAGGGCGCCGCUGGCCCCGCGUCACGUCCGGGAGCUGACACAAGACGGCAUCAAAGUUGUGGUCCAGCCGUCCAACCGUAGGGCGAUCCACGAGAAGUUCUACGCUAAAGCCGGCGCCGUCAUCCAGGAGGACAUCUCGGCGGCCUCGCUGAUCCUCGGCGUCAAAAGGCCGCCCGAGGAGAAGGUGAUCCCCAAGAAGACCUACGCCUUCUUCUCCCACACCAUCAAGGCUCAGGAGGCCAACAUGGGGCUGCUGGAUGAUCUCCUAAAGAAGGAAGUUCGCCUGAUAGACUACGAGAAGAUGGUCGACGCUAACGGCUUUCGCAUCGUAGCGUUCGGUCAGUGGGCCGGUGUCGCAGGCAUGAUCAACAUUUUGCACGGUUUGGGUCUCCGCUUCCUGGCGCUGGGCCACCACACCCCCUUCAUGCACGUCGGCAUGGCGCACAACUACCGCAACGUCAGCCAGGCCAUCCAGGCCGUCCGGGACUGCGGCUACGAGAUCUCCCUGGGCCUCAUGCCCAAGUCCAUCGGCCCCGUCACCUUCUGCUUCACGGGCACCGGCAACGUCUCCAAGGGAGCGCAGGACAUCAUCAACGAGCUUCCCGUGGAAUACGUGGAGCCUCAUGAGCUGAAGGACGUGUGUCAAACUGGGGACAUGACCAAAGUCUUCGCCACCGUGCUGAGUCGCCACCACCACCUGAUGAGGAAGAGCGACGGCAUCUACGACCCCCUGGAGUACGAGAACCACCCGGAACUCUACACGUCCCACUUUAGGACCAGCGUGGCGCCCUACACAAACUGCCUGAUCAAUGGCAUCUACUGGGACCGCCAGACGCCCCGGCUCCUCAGGCGGCUGGACGCGCAGAAGCUGAUGCGACCGUCCAAAAGCGUGUUUGUCACGAAUGAGGGCAUGCCUCCGCUGCCACACAAACUCUUGGCCAUCUGCGACAUAUCCGCCGACACGGGCGGCUCCAUCGAGUUCAUGAACGAGUGCACAACCAUCGACAAGCCUUUCUGCAUGUACGACGCCAACCAGCACAUCGACCAUGACAGCGUGGAAGGCAACGGCAUCCUCAUGUGUUCCAUCGACAACCUCCCGGCUCAGAUGCCCAUCGAGGCCACCGAGUACUUCGGAGAUCGCCUCUUUCCUUACAUCUGGGAGAUGCUGCCUUCAGACGCCAGCAGACCUUUGGAAGAAGAAGACUUCAGCCCGCAAGUCCGAGACGCUGUAAUCACCUCAAACGGAGCCCUGACGUCCAAGUUUGAGUACAUCGAGAAGCUUCGAGAGAACCGAGCAAAGUCUCAGAUCUUGAAGAAAAGCGGGAUGAAACGAGUUCUGAUGCUCGGUACCGGAUACGUCUCCGGACCUGUGGUGGAAUACUUGACCCGGAGCGACAAGACGCAGGUCACAGUAGCCUCAGUGUGCCUGAACCAGGCGCAGGAUCUGUCGUCCAAAUAUCCAAACACUGUCCCCGUCAUGUUGGAUGUCGGCAGUCAGGAGGCGCACCUCAACUCUCUGGUCAAAGAGCACGACCUGGUCAUCAGCUUGCUGCCUUACGGGCUGCACCCCCUAGUGGCCAAACACUGCAUCGACAGGAAGGUCAACAUGGUGACCGCCAGCUACCUGAGUCCCGCCAUGAAGGAGCUGCACAACAGGGCGGUGGAGGCGGGCAUCACCAUUGUCAACGAGAUGGGUCUAGAUCCAGGUAUUGAUCACAUGUUAGCCAUGGAAUGUAUCGACCAAGCUAAAGCUGACGGCUGCACGGUGGAGUCGUACAUUUCCUUCUGCGGAGGACUUCCUGCCCCCGAGUGUUCAGACAAUCCUCUUCGCUACAAGUUCAGCUGGAGUCCUUACGGAGUUCUCCUCGCCACCGUCAACCCCGCCCUCUUCCUGCGGGACAACAAGCUUGUGAGCAUCCCACAAGGGGGCGCUCUGAUGGACGCCGCCACGCCAAUGGAUUUCUUUCCUGGAUUCAACUUUGAAGGUUACCCCAAUCGGGACAGCACCAAAUGCGCAAAACUGUACGACAUCCAGAAGGCGCACACGGUGCUCAGAGGAACGCUACGCUAUAAGGGUUUCUCCAGAGCCAUGAGUGGUUUUGUCAAGUUGGGUUUGAUCAACAGUGAUCCUUGUCCCCUGCUGCAGAGCUCCGCCCCUCCGGUCACAUGGAAAGGAUUGCUGAGUCACGUGUUGUCGUUGGACCCCACCAUCUCCCAUGAUGCAUUUGAGGCGGCGGUGAUGGAGCGCGUGGGCCAUGACCAAGACAAAAUGGACUGUCUGAGAUGGUUCGGAAUGCUGAGUGACGAUCACGUCCCUCACGCUGACAGCGUGCUGAUGGCUCUCAGCAAACAUAUGGAAGCCAAACUGUCCUUCAACUACGGUGAGCGGGACAUGGUCGUCCUGAGGAGCGACCUGGGACUUCGCCACCCGACGGGCGAGCUUGAGACCAAACACAUCAGCCUGGCGGUGUACGGAGACAUCAACGGCUUCUCCGCCAUGGCCAAGACCGUGGGCUACCCAGCAGCCAUCAGUGCACGCAUGAUCCUCGACGGUGAGAUCAGGUCAAAGGGCAUCGUGCUCCCCAUGACCAAGGAGGUGUACGUGCCAGCCUUGACGCGCCUGAAGGAUGAAGGUCUGCAUGUCAUGACCUCCAGUACUCUGCUGGACUAAAUAUUGCAAUAUUUUAAUCAUCGCACAGUAUGUGAGUGUACACAUGUAUACAUGUGUACAUAUACAUAUAUAUAUACACAUCUAUACACAAAUAUAUAUAUAUAUAUAUAUAUAUAUAUAUAUAAAGAAGUGUACAUAUACACAUAUGCACACAUACAAAUAUACAUGUCUACAUAUAUAUGUACACAUAUAUAUUAACAAUUAUAUACGUGUGUACAAAUACAUAUAUGUAAAUAUAAUCUAUGUACAUGUAUAUAUACAUGUGUACAUAUAUGUAUAUACACAUGUACGUGUACAUAUACAUGUACAUACAUAUAUGGACACGUGUGUACAUAUACACACGUAUAUACGUGUGUACAUACAUAUAUGUACACAUGUAUAUACACAUAUAUGCGUGUCCAUAUAUUUACACAUAUAUUUACGCACGUAUACACAUGUAUAUGUGUACAUGCACAUAUAUAUUUACGCACGUAUAUACAUGUAUAUGUACACACGUGUAUAUGUAUGUAUGUGCAUAUAUGUACACGUAUAUACAAAUAUAUACGUGUUCACACAUAUAUGUACACACGUGUGUGUGUGUGUAUAUAUAUAUAUAUAUAUAUAUGUAUAUAUAUAUAUAUAUAUAUUAUGUAUGCACACCCACACAAGCGUAUAUAUUUCUAUUUUUACAACAAGUCCAAAUAUUUGAAAAUAUUGUUAGAAAAGUGUAAGUUAUUAAUAAUAAUGACAUAUGAAGGGCGGAGCUGCUAUUUAGGUCAAAGUUGAAGGGUCACUGCUGAUAUUAUGAUGAUAAAAAUCAACAAAAACGGUUAUUUUUAUUUUUAUGAUGCCGAUUGUUUUGUCACUUUGAUUUGUUCAUUUCUUUGUCUUGCAUAAAUAAUAAAUAUAAUAUUUUCAUCUGCUGGGAUGUGAUGAUCAUGUUGAUA
Entelurus aequoreus (snake pipefish) is the source of this 3962-nucleotide messenger RNA. RefSeq names its product alpha-aminoadipic semialdehyde synthase, mitochondrial-like. The transcript is spliced from 24 exons. Gene Ontology annotation, cellular component: cytoplasm. Lineage: Eukaryota; Metazoa; Chordata; Actinopteri; Syngnathiformes; Syngnathidae. The coding region runs from base 244 to 3036 and encodes 930 amino acids. The record is from RefSeq and is a predicted model, not a curated record. Gene Ontology annotation, molecular function: saccharopine dehydrogenase activity.